Messenger RNA from Cynara cardunculus var. scolymus (artichoke), 1356 nucleotides. Its product is annotated as mannitol dehydrogenase-like. The coding region runs from base 106 to 1188 and encodes 360 amino acids. The record is from RefSeq and is a predicted model, not a curated record. Gene Ontology annotation, molecular function: zinc ion binding; cinnamyl-alcohol dehydrogenase activity. The transcript has 5 exons. Gene Ontology annotation, biological process: lignin biosynthetic process. NCBI's taxonomy places the organism in Eukaryota, Viridiplantae, Streptophyta, Magnoliopsida, Asterales, Asteraceae.
UUGGCUAGCCUCUGCCUCAUGGCCUAUUUAUAGCCCCCCAUAAACAUUCACUUCAUACAUCUGCACCUAUUUCAUCUAUCUCUUACACCAUUACAAGCUUCAAUAAUGGCGGAAUCACCAGAAUCUGAGCAUCCGAUCAAGGCCCAUGGAUAUGCUGCUCGCGAUACUUCUGGAAUACUUUCCCCUCUCACCUUCUCCAGAAGGGCUACUGGGGAGAAAGAUGUGAGAUUCAAAGUACUGUACUGUGGAAUCUGUCAUUCAGAUCUUCAUUUUGUCAAGAACGAAUGGGGUUUUACCACUUACCCUGUUAUCCCAGGGCAUGAGAUUGUGGGUGAGGUGACAGAAGUAGGCACCAAAGUGGAUAAAUUCAAAAUUGGGGACAAAGUGGGAGUUGGAUGCUUGGUGGGAUCAUGCAGAUCAUGUCAAAGCUGUGCUGAUGAUUAUGAACAAUACUGCCCUAAGCAGGUUCUCACUUAUGGUGUUCCCAAUUUCGAUGGCACAAAGACAUACGGUGGCUACUCAGAUCACAUGGUUGCAGAUGAGCAUUUCGUCCUCCGGUGGCCGGAGAAUCUGCCACUUGAUUCUGGUGCACCUUUGCUAUGUGCUGGGAUCACAACUUACAGUCCUUUGAGAUACUUUGGAUUAGACAAGCCUGGUAUGAAGGUGGGUGUUGUUGGUCUUGGUGGGCUUGGUCAUAUUGCUGUCAAGAUGGCCAAGGCUUUUGGUGCAGAAGUUACUGUUUUCAGCACCUCUCCUGCUAAGAAACAAGAAUCCAUUGAAGGGCUGAAAGCUGACCAUUUCAUAAACAGUAAAGACUCAGAACAGAUGCAGGCUGCUACGGGCACGCUUGAUGGCAUCAUCGAUACGGUAUCUGGAACUCAUCCUAUUGCGCCAUUGCUUAAUGCACUUAAGCCUCAUGGAAAGCUUGUUCUCGUGGGUGCACCAGAGAAGCCAAUUGAAUUAGCAACAUUUUCUUUGAUUAUGGGGAGGAAGAUUGUUGGUGGUAGUAACAUUGGAGGGUUGAAAGAGACUCAAGAGAUGCUUGAUUUUGCAGCAAAGCAUGGGAUAACCGCAAAUAUCGAGGUUAUACCAAUAGACUACGUUAACACGGCCAUGGAUCGAUUGUUAAAAUCCGACGUAAGAUACCGAUUCGUGAUCGAUGUCGCCAAUUCAAUCAAUGUUGCAUAGUCUGCUUUCUUUUAAGUUCUUGAUGAAUGUUUUUCUCUUCUUUGCGUGUCCGAUGAUGUUGUAAUAAGAUUGUAUGAUAUUGCUUAUUACUUAAAAAGACGUAAAAACCAUGUAAUAGUUGAAUUUUUGGUGUACACUACGUUUUUAAGUCCAUGUCCUUUAUUAAAA